Rhagoletis zephyria (snowberry fruit fly) is the source of this 978-nucleotide messenger RNA. Lineage: Eukaryota; Metazoa; Arthropoda; Insecta; Diptera; Tephritidae. The record is from RefSeq and is a predicted model, not a curated record.
AUGUGUCCACGAAACCGCGAGGAGGCAGUGGCCCGUGGGCGGACCUGCCUUCGCAAGUGCAACUCAGACAGCGACUGUAUCUCUUCGCGUAAAAAGUGUCUCUGCGAUGGACUGUGCGGCUGGAGCUGUGUCAGACCAGACCUGAGCUGUGAUGAGCUGGGCGAGUUUAGCAACGGUCGAAAAUCUACCCCUAAUGGGAACUUCUUCAACUCGAAGGUGACUUACGAGUGUGACGCCGGGUACUUUAUGUCAGGCGUCAGGGAGAGAGUUUGCCAGGGCGACAGCUCCUGGAGUGGACAAUCACCCAAUUGCAAAGUCAGACCCCUCUGCGGUCCGGCACCGACCAUACCUCACUCAAAGCACUCACUUUCCGAGUCGACGGAAACGGAGUUUGAGCUGAACACCACACUGACCUAUGAGUGCUUCAAUGGCUACAAGAUCACCGGCUCCACCGAGGCAACCUGUCAGCAGAAGAACAACACCACCAUUUGGAUUGGACCCAGUCUCAAGUGCAUGCCCAUAUCAUGCGGCGACCCGGNAAUUACCGGCUCCACUGAGGCGACCUGUCAGCAGAAGAACAACACCACCAUUUGGAUUGGACCUAGUCUCAAGUGCAUGCCCAUAUCAUGCGGCGACCCGGGCGACAUUGAGAACGGCUAUCGAGAGUCCACCGGCCACGUCUUCACCUCCAAGGUGAGCUACUUCUGCAAUGAGGGCUACAUACUGGUGGGCCGGGCGAUCAGGUACUGCCAGUCGAGUGGCCUCUGGAGCAGUGACAUGCCCACGUGUCAACCUGUGAAGUGUGACCAACCGGAGGAUCCAAAGAACGGCCGUGCAUUCUACUCCGCUUACACUUUUGGUUCAGUGGUCAGCUACCAGUGCAAGAGUGGCUACCGACUGCACGGGCCCAGCAAUCGAACCUGUCAGGCGGAUCGAAUGUGGUCGGAUGACACGCCGCAGUGCAACAGUGCGUACUGA